GAGAUGACGCAGGCAGCACCGGAAGCCGCUCCCCUGUGAGGUUGCAGACCCCGAGCGGCGGCCGCUGGUCCAGGCGCCAUGGCUGCGGAGCGGACCCGGCCGCUGCGAGGCUCUGGCGGCCCGAACGCGCCUAGUCGGUGUGAGCCCGGCGCGAGGUCCCGGGCCCCGGGGCACUCGCUCAGGUAAAUUUUUCCAUAACCUUAUGGAGAGAAAGGACUUUGAGACAUGGCUUGAUAACAUUUCUGUUACAUUUCUUUCUCUGACGGACUUGCAGAAAAAUGAAACUCUGGAUCACCUGAUUAGUCUGAGUGGGGCAGUCCAGCUCAGGCAUCUCUCCAAUAACCUGGAGACUCUCCUCAAGCGGGACUUCCUCAAACUCCUUCCCCUGGAGCUCAGUUUUUAUUUGUUAAAAUGGCUCGAUCCUCAGACUUUACUCACAUGCUGCCUCGUCUCUAAACAGUGGAAUAAGGUGAUAAGUGCCUGUACAGAGGUGUGGCAGACUGCAUGUAAAAAUUUGGGCUGGCAGAUAGAUGAUUCUGUUCAGGACGCUUUGCACUGGAAGAAGGUUUAUUUGAAGGCUAUUUUGAGAAUGAAGCAACUGGAGGACCAUGAAGCCUUUGAGACCUCAUCAUUAAUUGGACACAGUGCCAGAGUGUAUGCACUUUACUACAAAGAUGGACUUCUCUGUACAGGGUCAGAUGACUUGUCUGCAAAACUGUGGGAUGUGAGCACAGGACAGUGUGUUUAUGGCAUCCAGACCCACACUUGUGCAGCAGUGAAAUUUGAUGAGCAGAAGCUUGUGACAGGCUCCUUUGACAACACUGUGGCCUGCUGGGAAUGGAGUUCCGGAGCCAGGACCCAGCACUUCCGGGGGCACACAGGGGCGGUGUUUAGCGUUGACUACAAUGAUGAACUGGAUAUCUUGGUGAGUGGCUCUGCAGACUUCACUGUGAAAGUAUGGGCUUUAUCUGCUGGGACAUGCCUGAACACACUCACCGGGCACACGGAAUGGGUCACCAAGGUGGUUUUGCAGAAGUGUAAAGUCAAGUCUCUCUUGCACAGCCCUGGAGACUACAUACUCUUAAGUGCGGACAAAUAUGAGAUCAAGAUUUGGCCAAUUGGGAGAGAAAUUAACUGCAAGUGUUUGAAGACAUUGUCUGUCUCUGAGGAUAGGAGUAUCUGCCUGCAGCCAAGACUUCAUUUUGAUGGCAGAUACAUUGUCUGUAGUUCAGCGCUGGGUCUCUACCAGUGGGACUUUGCCAGUUACGAUAUUCUCAGGGUCAUCAAGACUCCUGAGAUAGCAAACUUGGCCUUGCUUGGCUUUGGAGAGAUCUUUGCCCUGCUGUUUGACAACCGCUACCUGUAUAUCAUGGACUUGCGGACAGAGAGCCUGAUUAGCCGCUGGCCUCUGCCAGAGUACAGGAAAUCAAAGAGAGGCUCAAGCUUCCUGGCGGGCGAAGCAUCCUGGCUCAAUGGACUGGAUGGGCACAAUGACACGGGCUUGGUCUUUGCCACCAGCAUGCCUGACCACAGUAUUCACCUGGUGUUGUGGAAGGAGCACGGCUGACCCCACGAGCUCACCACCGCUGGCCGACUGUGGGUGCCGGGGCUGCGGGUUCUCAGUGCAGCCUCUGUGGCGGCCGACUGCAUGAACCAAAGUUCUCACCUGAUGGUAUCGUCGCGCAGCGCACAAUCAUUUAUCCGUGUUUCCAGGGGCCAGGGCUCGGGGCGGGGGAGGGCUCGUGUUCUCGACACACAGCGCAGCAUGCUAGUGGGGUACGCCGUUGACUUCAUUUGUACUUAGUUAUGUUGGUCAGUAUAAGAGGGUGCAUAUGGGGUUCACCUUUCUUGAAUAUUGGUUUUAAGUAAAGAAAGUUCAAUGGUUCAUUACUCUGCUAAUUGGUUGCUGAUAAAAACACCUUGAGUCUAUUAUUAAAGCUUUUUACCAUCGCCUUUUUUCGUUUGAAGUUGAAGCAAAGGUGCUACGAUGCUAUUCCAGCAACUUCUCUCACAUGGGGCUUAGCUUUUCUAACAGCCAGUGUUGCAGAGACCACGGAGUCCUGUGACAUUCACGAACUCUCUGCCCUCACCAGUUCUGAAGAGGGUCUGUCUUCCAGGGCACAUCCAGUUCUAUACAUUGAUUGUUCACAACACAUUCUAAACCCUAGUACCUGGCAGAGUCGAGGUUGGCCAUGUCUGAGAUGUAAGGGAAUUCUGUGAUCUUUGUUUACAUGUGGAGCAAGCGAGUCGCCGGUCCCCUGUCGCCUGGGUGAGUGCACGGAGGUGACGGGUACUGUGGGAAGAGCACUGAGCUGGCGGGUUCAAGACUGGUUGUGUUAUCUAAGAACCCGGCCCCUUGGUGCGUCACUUCCCUGGGCCCCAUUUCCCCGUCCGUAUAGCCAGGUGUUAAGCUAAGUGAUUUCUAAGGUUUUGGUCCUGCAUGUACUGAAGUGUGGGCAAAAGUUGAUGUUUCAGUUUUGUCUGAUUCAUUGUUUCUUUUGGGUUGCAGAUAAUAUUUAAAUGAAAUCAUUGGUACAAAGUUAUUAUCUAUCUGGAAAUCAGAUGGACCCAGGGGAAAUGUAGAAAAUAUAACAAAUUCCCUAGAAUGUUAGCACUUGGAUAUUAGCAGAUUGGAUGUUAGCUAGAUAUUAGCAGUUGGAUGAAAUGCUGAGUAGAAUCUUGGUUUUUUAAACAGACAGGGGCUGUCUUGGAAGGAAAGAUACCCAAACCGGACUUUUUCUUCCUCCUUUGUCUCUGACAUGAUGUGUGGCUUCAGGCUGGCCAACUUUUUAUCCCUGGGCCUAGAUUAGGUUUUACAAACUCAGAUGCCCAGGGCAGCCAUGCAGAUACCACGCAGGACUGACGGGUGUUGGACAGGGGCUGUGCUCCAUCACAGAAAGCUGAUUUAAGGGAGCAGUUACUCAGCUCUCGGUGGUAGCUCCGGCCGUGGCUGGUCUUCACGAUUUUAUUUCAGAGGAAGUAGAACUCCAGAUUUUUAUUUGAAAUCUCCUGAUUUUUGAAAUGUUGACAACUACUUGUAGAUAGUGUAAAAUACAGUGAGCCAAACCCAGCAUGUCUGCGAGCUCCCAGUGCAUGUCCUCUGCCCUGUCGUUCCUGUGACGUCAGGUAGUUCUGUGGUCUGCAGUGGGAGUGUUUUAACCUCACCGUCACGGUCUCCGGGACAAAGUCGAGGGAGCGAGCUGUAGGACAAUUCAGCUGUCUCCCAUUGUGUUAGAGGACAGCGAGGGGGCACGUUUCACCCGCGGGCCAACAGGAAAGCAGUUUGAGGGUGAACAUACCGACUGGAACCUCCUGUGUAGCCUCCACCUGGGAAUAGGAGUUAUUCGUUCUUGCUGAUGCGAAUACGAAAGCGUCCCCAUUUACAGGUGGGAGGAAGGCUCCCGGCAGAGCUGGGACUGAUGCCAGCCCCGGUGGGGACCCAGCCCUCCCACAUUCCGCAGUGGCACAGAGCCAGACGGUGACCUCUGAAGGCCGUGAAGUUAAUAUUCUAGAGAGUCCGUGUUUGGUUUCAGGGACAGGUUUAGUUAAUAUUCUUGUGGAGACUGUAAGGGAUUAGGUAAAAGGGUAAUGUGUUCUCCAGCCCCAAAGGCCAUCUCACACUGAGUUCUGUGCACGAGCUCCGCUCCAUCUUCCAAAAGCCGGGAAAAGUUUUCAAUUAGCAAUAAUCGCGCCUCAGAUAAACGUCAUUGGCUACGAUACUGCCACGGCGCAAAGCUCCAUCUUCCAAAAACCGGAACCAGAAUUGCACCUGCAGUCAGUUUUGCAGGAGCCUCAGGAGACUUUGGGCAAUGAUGAGGGCAAAUGACUUUUUCCUCUCCCCCCAACCUGAACAGAUAACUGAGACCAUAGAUCUGAUGGCCCCACCUCACUUCCAGAUAUGUCCAACAGUAACUGUAGUUAUUUGUGGGAAUUUUUAUUUUAAUGACAAACCUGGCACUGUUCUGGCAUGUCCCAUGUUAAUUUUCAGCGGGCACCGAAGUCCCCAUCCGGCAGUAGCCUGGUGCCGCUGGUUUUGACAGCAGUCCUUGGCUGUGGUUGGAGCCCUAGCUUAGUCCUCCUCACAGAGGCCUACGUUUCACCUGAGCGUUUAUCUCCUUGCUUUAUAGAUGCUAGGUUUGUCCAUACAGUUGCCAGCUUUUGUGAAAAUGAAGAGCUAACAAGCCCUUUAAAAGAAUAAAGCAGAAGGGAGUGCCAGGGACGUGGGAAGGGGUAGCUGACGCUGUGGUGUCCUCGUCCCCUUUCAGUGCAUUUGGAGGUUGUCUUCCACGCAUGCGCCCUGACUCCCGCUCCCUUAGCUCAGAGGGGAGGCAGUUGCCUUUUCCCUUUCUUUUGUGACCAUUCUCAUUUCUGAAGAAUUCACAAGCCCUGAGCAGAGAGACUGCAUCCUUUCUGAGCAUUGGAUUCCUUGAGGGACGACGUGACGUGGAAGUGAGGGGCUCCUCACCUCCCAUGUUCGUAAGGGUGGAGAUGGGAGGCCAGGAGAGCUGAGUGAGUGGGAAGUUCUGACAUUCCAAAGGAAGGUAGUUUCCUCCAGACCCGUUACUUGAAGUAAUAGGUUCAGCAAAACUGGCCCACGGUGACCUUGAGACCUAUCAGAGAAAUAGGAAGACUUAUCUUCAGGGGUGGGGCUAAACUUUGAAAAGUUCCACAGGAAAGUACACACCUCUGGGUAGCUUUUAAUAAGUGGAAGGUAGGGAAUCCUGCUAGUAGAUGUUAAGGAUUGUGCUUCAUUUUUCACAGUUGAGAAAGAGCGUUCUGGCCAUUGCAGACACUUGGUAAAGCAUGGCUGAGGAUGAUGUAAUCAUCCAGUGUUUGUUCUCAGGAGACUGACUCUCAUUGCUCUGCAUUUAUAAAACACCUUCAGGAGAAAAAUAUUUUUGCAAACAGUAUUAUUUUAGACCUGAAGACAUUGUUAGGUUAGGCAUUUUGACCUAACAGAAGUAGCUAAGGAUGGUGCAGCCGGUCUUUACAACACUGUCUGGCCACACCCAGCCAGCUCCUGGAAGCUGGGACUGUGUGCCCUGGCUUCUUGGGAACCUGGACGUGAAUCUUCCACCAUCACUCACUCUAGUGGUCCCAGGGCCUCCUCCGCUUGGUGUCUUGCAGGCCUGGGUGACCUGCAGGUGCCUUUCUCAGCGGGGAAGUGUGCGGAAUCAGAUCACUGCUCUAGGACGCCUUCAGGGGCAGGGCGCACCGACGUCUUUGCCUUCAGGGUCACAGAAUUUGUCAGGGUAGGCGAGAAGCUCUUGAGGUCUGUCCCCUUGACACAGCCUUCCUACCUGGUCAUGCUGUUUCUUGCCAAGAUCCUUGUAAGACAACUAAGACACUCUUGAGGAUUUUGCUGCCCCCAGAUAGAGUGUGACGGAAAGAGCAGGUUAGCAGUUUUGGCAGAAAUGCCCACUCCCCAUCUCUGGCAGUGUCUGGUGAGCAGUCCCGUGUGCCUACUCUAGGAAAGUGAGUUUUUCCCAAAAUAAGUCCUCCAAUGGCGUCCUGGGUCGUCUGCACCACUCCCUAAUCAGGCUGAACGACCAUGCUCCCUGCAAAUGGGUGUUUGCUGUCAAGCUGUUUCAGUGUGUUUCCAGUCUUCCCUAGAACAGGGAACUUCAGUUGCUUAAAGUUAGUAUCACACCCCACGCGAUCAUUGCAGCCUCGAGAGCCCGAGCUGCUUCUCCUCUUCAUGACUGUGCCCAAAGAAAAAUGUUUGUUGCAUAUUUAAACCUGGAAAAUUAUUAAUUCAGAUGACAACUCACAAUUACUCUGUAUCCCUCGACUCACGUUGUGAACAGACGGAUUUCAACUAAUGUAGACUUUGUGCUCUGGAUGAGAGCGCUCAGGUUGAAACAGGCUGGUCUCGCCGAUCCAACAUCUAUAGUGAUUGGUCAUGAUGGAUCUUCUCAUGUUUUACUAAUUUGAUUGUCUAUUGUGGUCUAGGGGGAAGGAGGCAAAGUUUAGAUCUGAAGUGUCUGUGUGGGGAGGGGAGGGCAGAAAGGAUUGUUUGAGCCAAUAGUGGAGUGAGUGUGGGACAAGAGGUGUCUAAGAUGAGAAGUUACUUUCACACACCAUAUGGAAGCAUUCUACCACGAGAGAUUGUGCUAACUACGAAUCAUUGGUAUCCAUUAAGGCAGGUUUUCUCAAUUAGGCAACAUGUGGUUAGUCAAGUCCAAGUUAUUGUUUGUACUUGAAAGUAAUAAAGUUACAUUUCCUUAAAAAUA
Molecule: messenger RNA, 6233 nt
Organism: Suricata suricatta (meerkat)
Lineage: Eukaryota; Metazoa; Chordata; Mammalia; Carnivora; Herpestidae
Gene: FBXW2
Product: F-box and WD repeat domain containing 2
Exons: 8
Coding region: 203-1567 (454 amino acids)
Molecular function (GO): protein binding
Source: RefSeq, a predicted model, not a curated record